CUGUGAACGUAUGUGCCCUCGGGAGCCACGAGUGCCAGCAGGUCUGUGUGAGCAACGGCAGAUCCUACCUUUGUGACUGCUAUGCAGGCUACACUCUGAAUCCAGAUAAGAGAACCUGCUCAGCUGUGGACACAUGUGCACCUGGAAGACACGAGUGUGAUCAGAUCUGCGUGAGUAACAACGGAUCCUAUGCCUGUGACUGCUAUGAAGGCUACACCCUGAAUCCAGAUAAGAAGACCUGCUCAGCUGUUGACAUGUGUGCACCUGGAAGGCAUGACUGUGAGCAGGUCUGUGUGAGAGAUGAUCUGUUCUACACCUGUGACUGCUACCAAGGUUACACCCUCAAUCCAGACAAGAAGACUUGCUCAAGAAUGGAUGUAUGUGCACCAGGAAUCCAUGACUGUGAGCAGGUCUGGGUGAUCGUAUCCCUGUGGAUCAUAUAGGAGGUGGAUUAUACCUGUACCUGCUAUGAAAGCUUUACCUUUAAACUAGAUAAGAAAACAUGCUCAAGAGCCAUAACGAGCAGUCUCGUAACAACCGAAGAGUCCUGUAAGUGUGAAGCCAUAGCUGCCCUCCAGGACUCAGUCACCUCACGCCUUGAAGCUUUGUCCACAAAAUUAGACGAAGUGUCUGAGAAGCUGCAGGUGUAUCAAGACAGACAGGAGGUUGUCUGA
Molecule: messenger RNA, 674 nt
Organism: Acanthisitta chloris (rifleman)
Lineage: Eukaryota; Metazoa; Chordata; Aves; Passeriformes; Acanthisittidae
Product: matrilin-3-like
Molecular function (GO): calcium ion binding
Source: RefSeq, a predicted model, not a curated record